Molecule: messenger RNA, 477 nt
Organism: Helobdella robusta
Lineage: Eukaryota; Metazoa; Annelida; Clitellata; Rhynchobdellida; Glossiphoniidae
Exons: 5
Coding region: 1-477 (158 amino acids)
Source: RefSeq, a predicted model, not a curated record
AUGGCUACUGUUGUUUUUUAUAAUGAAUUUAUGCAUAUUGGCUCAGCUUGGCUUGGCAUGGAAUUGGAUGUUAAGCAAGGCACCGCUAAGCUUUCUGAUGAGAAUCUACUCUUUCUCUAUUUUUCUCCAUCAACACGGGCUGUGUUUCAACAACAAUCUCGAGAAGGACUGGCACCAGUUUUGGAGGACAACGUAGGAACCGGACCGCAUUCAACAUUCUGCCUUUGUCGAAUGGACGACGUAUCCGGUCAAAUUCAUUCCAUCGAUGCGUGUCGGAUGGUCGGUGCAAUGGAGUGCUAUCGUAAGAGUUCUAUGAAACCCUGUAAGCCACUGCUAAGAAUGGAGUGGUGUCAAGUGAAGAUCAGAACCGCAAGCAAAACAUCACAAGGGAGUAAAAAUGUGGCAAAUGAUGCUCUACACGUUGCCAAGCCAACUUUACGGAUACCAAACGGCACCAGACUAACCGGAAGCUGGUGA